This is a messenger RNA of Mesorhabditis belari, 198 nucleotides long. NCBI's taxonomy places the organism in Eukaryota, Metazoa, Nematoda, Chromadorea, Rhabditida, Rhabditidae. The record is from the annotation of a GenBank genome assembly.
AUGGAUGAACCAGAAUCACCCAAUGAAACGGCAAGAAAUCAUUUAAGCUCGGGAUCGUCGGGAGGAGCAAACGCUAUCUUCUACACCCCUGAAGCUGAGAUGGAAUGCGGCUUUGACGAAGACGAGGCGAUACGAAAAGCUCGAAGCAUUUCAUUUAUUGUUCGGCGAUUGGAAAGAGAGAAUGUAUUUUUUUACACU